AUGGCCUACAAGAGAAAAGCGGACCUUCCAGUGGGAGAUGUGAAUGAUCUUAUGGAGGUGACGCCCUUGGGCGCAGGCAGUGAAGUCGGAAGGUCUUGCCACGUCCUCAAGUACAAGGGCAAGACCGUUUUGUUGGAUUGCGGUAUUCAUCCUGGCCAAAGCGGCAUCUCUGGACUCCCCUUUUUUGAUGAGGUCGACCCGGCCUCGAUCGAUGUGCUUUUGAUUACACACUUCCACUUGGACCACGCCGCAGGAUUACCAUACUUCACAGAGAGGACCUCUUUCAAAGGACGCGUUUUCAUGACACAUCCAACGAAAGCCAUCUUCAAAUGGCUUCUUUCGGACUAUGUCAAAGUCAGCAACGUCGGCUCGAACGAAAUGCUGUACGACGAAGCCCAGCUGGCUGCCUGCUACGAAAAGAUUGAGACAGUGGAUUACCAUCAGGAAAUGAAUGUGGAUGGUAUCAAAUUCACGGGAUAUAAUGCCGGACACGUUUUGGGCGCAGCCAUGUUCUUGAUCGAGAUUGCCGGUAUCAAGAUUCUGUACACUGGAGACUACUCCCGUGAGGAGGAUCGCCAUUUGAUGGCAGCGGAAAAGCCCACAAAUGUGCAAACCGACGUUCUGAUUUGCGAGUCUACAUAUGGUGUCCAAAGCCAUGAGCCUAGGAUCGAUCGUGAGCGCCGAUUCACCAGCACUGUGCAUGAUAUCGUCCAGCGAGGAGGACGGUGUCUUUUGCCAGUAUUCGCAUUGGGUCAGGCACAGGAGCUGCUGCUGAUGUUGGACGAGUACUGGGCAGCGCAUCCGGAACUGGAGUCGAUUCCUGUUUACUAUGCGUCCUCGCUGGCAAAAAAAUGCAUGACCGUCUAUCAGACAUACAUCAACAUGAUGAACUCGAAGAUCAGGAAGCAGUUCGCAGUGUCAAAUCCCUUUGUGUUCAAGCAUAUUUCGCAUCUUAAAAACAUGGAUAUGUUUGACGAUACAGGCCCAUGCGUCAUGAUGGCCAGUCCUGGAAUGCUCCAGAACGGGCUCUCUCGCGAGUUGUUUGAGCGCUGGUGCACGGAUAAGAAGAACGGGUUGCUGAUUACGGGAUACUGCGUGGAGAACACGCUGGCCAAGGACGUGAUGAACGAACCCGACGAGAUUCAGACCAUGAACGGACAAAAACUUAAGCUGAGGAUGUCGGUCGAUUAUAUCUCAUUUUCAGCUCAUGUUGACUAUACUCAGAACAGUGCAUUUAUCGAUGAGGUCAAGGCGCCAUACUUGAUUCUGGUGCAUGGCGAAACGAACGCGAUGGGGCGCCUGAAGAGCGCGCUUAUGAGCAAGUACUCUGAAAGGGAUGAGGAUAUUCACAUCUUCACUCCCAAGAACACUGAAACCGUCAAGCUGUACUUCCGAGGCGAGAAACUGGCCAGGACCAUCGGCCAAAUGGCGGCUACAUUCCCCGAAAAGGAGAAACUGGUAUCCGGAGUUCUUGUCGUGAAGGACUUUCAGUACACGAUCAUGGAUACCUCUGACCUGGAGGAAUUUGUGGGACUGCAGACAACAUCUGUACUUCAACGACAGGUUGUUCCAUAUCACGCAUCUUUUGGUCUGCUGAAGUACCAUCUUCGACAAAUGUUUGGCAAGAUUCAGGAACUGGAGCGCGAUAUCAAUAAGAUGGAGAGCGUCAGGAUAUUCGAUACCGUGGAUGUCAAGGAAUUCAACGUGAAUCAUGUCUUGCUUGAAUGGACCGGAAACUCUGUCAAUGAUAUGGUCGCUGACUCUGUCUUGGCCGUGAUCCUCAGCAUCGAGUCCAGCCCGGCCUCCGUAAAGUUGACAAAGUCGGAUCACACUCACUCGCACUCGCACGGCCAGCCUCAUAGUCACUCUUCCUCCGAGGGCGACGAAGGAUUAUCAGUCGAUGAUAUUCUCCUCGUCGAACACCUAGUCAUGUUCUUUGCCAGCCAAUUUGGCGUCGAGAACGUAGAGCAGAACGAGAAGGGGCGAACGGUUGAGAUCACAAUGGACGGUGUCCAGGCAACGAUUGACUGCGUCCAUUUCACGGUCAGGUGUGAGGCAGAUGCGCUGCGACACCGGGCACAGAACGUACUGGAGCGCGCCGUCCGAACCUGUGUGCAGUAG
Gamsiella multidivaricata is the source of this 2121-nucleotide messenger RNA. Its product is annotated as cleavage and polyadenylation specificity factor. The transcript has 10 exons. Gene Ontology annotation, biological process: mRNA 3'-end processing by stem-loop binding and cleavage. Lineage: Eukaryota; Fungi; Mortierellomycota; Mortierellomycetes; Mortierellales; Mortierellaceae. Gene Ontology annotation, cellular component: mRNA cleavage and polyadenylation specificity factor complex. Gene Ontology annotation, molecular function: RNA binding; RNA endonuclease activity; 5'-3' exonuclease activity. The coding region runs from base 1 to 2121 and encodes 706 amino acids. The record is from RefSeq and is a predicted model, not a curated record.